AUGGGAAAAUCAGCAUCUAGGUCCGAUGCAUUGAUCAUUCGCUCAACAGAUAAGAUGAAGUAUGCCCAGAUUCUAACGAAGGUGAAGAAGGAUGUUCCUCCAGAUCAGGCGCUGGGGUGCGUUGAUAAGAUAUGCAGAACAGCCACAGAGGACAUGCUCAUCGUCUUGUCCAAAGACAGUUCUAGCAAAGCGCAGGUAUUGCAAACAACCAUAGCUGGUCUUCUCGGGGAAGACGCUGAGGUUCUUAGCAAGGGCCCUCAGGAGAAUAUCGAGAUCAAAGAUCUCGAUGAUAUGACAAGGAAGGAGGAAAUUUUGGAAGCCCUAUGCAAGACAGCGGGCAACGAGGUGCAGAUGACGCAGGAUGCCAUAAAAUCCUUGCGAAAGGCCUACGGAGGGGCACAGACGGCAUUGGUGACACUGCGUGUACUCGAAGCGAAGAAUAUCUUGGGGGACACUGGCAAAAUCCGGAUAGGCUGGAUUUAUUGCCGAGUGAGCAGAGUGGAGAGACCAGUUAAGUGCUUCAAGUGCUGGCACUACGGGCACCUCGCCAAGAAGUGCACGAGUACAGUCGAUCAGUCCAAACUCUGCGUCAAAUGCUCAGCGUCCAGCCCCAAGGCUCUAGAUUGCACGGAGCAGCCCCAAUGCGCCUUGUGCAGUGAGAAAGGUAACACGGAGAAUUGUGCCCACAUUGCUGGUAGCAGUAGAUACCUAGUUAAUAAGGAGGCACUACAGAGGGUCCUCAAUGAUCGAAGAUGA
This is a messenger RNA of Diachasma alloeum, 756 nucleotides long. RefSeq lists its product as uncharacterized. The record is from RefSeq and is a predicted model, not a curated record. NCBI's taxonomy places the organism in Eukaryota, Metazoa, Arthropoda, Insecta, Hymenoptera, Braconidae. Gene Ontology annotation, molecular function: nucleic acid binding; zinc ion binding. Bases 1 to 756 code for a protein of 251 amino acids. The transcript has a single exon.